GCAGCAUCCUAUCCCCCCACCUCCCAAGGUCUCCCAGCAGCCCUUACAGCGAUGUGAUUGGCCUGCAGGUGGAUUACUGGCUGGCUCAGGCCACGGAGAAGAGGAAGGACGGGGAGAAGAAGGACAGCAGCUCCAAAAACACCCUGAAGAGCGUCUUCCGCUCGGUCCAAGUCUCGCGGCUGCCCAACAGUGGGGAGACCCAGCCCUCGGGGACCAUGGCCAUGACGGUGGUCACCAAGGAGAAGAACAAGAAGGUGCCCACCAUUUUCCUGAGCAAGAAACCCAAAGAGAGGGAGGUCGAUUCGAAGAGUCAAAUGAUUGACGGCAUCAGCCGGCUCAUCUGCUCGGCCAAACAGCAGCAGACCAUGUUAAAAGUUUCCAUCGAUGGCGUGGAAUGGAGCGACAUCAAGUUCUUUCAGCUGGCCGCCCAGUGGCCCACCCACGUCAAGCACUUCCCCGUGGGACUUUUUGGCACCAAGCCAGUCUCCCGUCCAGCCCCAUCGGACCGGGAUGUUCCCCCUCCCCGCCUCUUCCUUGAGCUGGCUUGGCACCGGCACGGCGCCGGAGUCUUCCGAAAGAGCCUGUCGGCCAACUCGCAGCCCAGAAAAACCGGGGUGACCCACUGCUUCAGUUCGGAAAGAGAAGUCCAUCCUCUUGCCAAAAGCUGCCCGUUUUUGAGGGCCUCCAAGACAGACGCCAGAGAGGUCAUCAAGUCUGACCCCUCGCCUGAUCCAAAAUAUCCCAAGGUUUGGGAGUGUGGGAAGAAGACCCCGAUGGAGUCCAAAGGCCCAUGCUCCUGA
Messenger RNA from Protobothrops mucrosquamatus (brown spotted pit viper), 800 nucleotides. RefSeq names its product phosphofurin acidic cluster sorting protein 1-like. Gene Ontology annotation, molecular function: transmembrane transporter binding. The record is from RefSeq and is a predicted model, not a curated record. Gene Ontology annotation, biological process: protein localization to plasma membrane. The annotation marks the transcript as partial. NCBI's taxonomy places the organism in Eukaryota, Metazoa, Chordata, Lepidosauria, Squamata, Viperidae. The transcript is spliced from 6 exons.